AUGUUUAAGUGGCAUUGUGCCUCUGCUCGCCUGACAGACUACACCCAGGGAAAAGAUUCACCUGAGGGAAUAUUGAAUGUGAACUUUCAUUCGAUGAUCAUUUCACUGAAAGAAGGGACACUACUUUGUUUUGUCAACAUGCUAAGCUGCAGAUUUUUCGUCAAAGGAAACAGCGUGAAGAGAAUGUCCUUGGUGACUGUUUCUUUUGUUACUAUUAGUGUCUCAGUAGUCAUUUCUUUUGUGUUUUUUCUAAAUUAUAACAAUUGCUCAUUUGCAAUCCUUCAUCCUAAAAUGAUUAAUCAAAUUAAUGGAAUUGAAUGGAAGCCAAAGGGUGACAACAAAAACUUGACAUAUACAUACUCGUGGCCAAAAUGUAAGCAAAACCAUUCUGCUGCCAAUGUCGCCGGCUUCAACUCUUUACCCGGUCACAUUAAAGACUUUCUGUACUAUCGCCACUGCCGGCAUUUCCCCAUGCUGCUGGACCUCCCAGACAAAUGUGGAGGACCUGAGGGUUCUGCAGAUGUCUUCCUGCUCCUGGUCAUCAAGAGCUCGCCAAAGAACUACAACCGCAGAGAGGUGUUACGUAACACCUGGGCCAAGGAGAGACUUCAGAACGGAGUGUGGAUCCGGAGGCUCUUCAUCUUGGGAACUCAGAACUCUGGCUUUGAGAAAACAACACUAAACAACCUUCUGGAAAUUGAGCACCGAAAGUACAAGGACAUUCUCCAGUGGGACUUUCAUGACACCUUCUACAACCUCACCUUGAAGCAGAUUCUCUUCCUGGAAUGGAUGGAGACAAACUGUCCUCAUGUUCGCUUCAUGCUCAACGGAGAUGAUGAUGUCUUUGCUAACACCGACAACAUGGUGGAGUACCUCAAAAACCUUGAGGACAACGAUGGGAGCAAGCAUCUCUUUGCUGGUCAUCUGGUUAAGAAUGUGGGACCAAUUCGUUAUCCUGACAGUAAAUAUUACAUUCCAGUGCAGGUUUACAAAUCAGAGUCAUACCCUCUUUACUGCAGUGGAGGAGGCUUUAUUUUGUCAGGAUAUACAGCUAGAACCAUAUACAACAUGUCACACUCUAUCAUUCUUCUCCCCAUUGAUGAUGUGUACAUGGCAAUGUGCCUGGAAAAGGCAGGACUUCAUCCAGAAUCCCACAGUGGAAUAAAAGCUCUUGGGCUGCAGAUUCCAGACAAAAGCGCAGACCCAUACGAUCCAUGUUUUUACAGAGAGAUUCUCCUUGUUCACAGGUUCCUCUCAGUUCAUAUGCUUGUUAUGUGGCAUCAUUUACACAAUCCUCAACUCAACUGUUCACUCAGUACUAAAAUGUAACUAAGGUCAAAAUUGGACCUCUUUCAUUUGUUGAGGUGUAUAGCGCUUUUCUACCUUGUUAUGGUCCGAAGCACCUCACAGUUAUGGUCCCGUUCACUGAUGCACACAUUUACACACUGAUGCUGGGUCUUCUACAACCCAUGGGAUCAGCCUUUAACCAGAGCAAGGUGGAGUUCAGUGUCAUCUCCAAGGAUAUUGAAUUUGCGAUCCUCCAAUCAGAGGCUGACCGCUCAACCUCCAUACUUUAUUCAACCAUUAUAAUAGUUUUCAAAUAGAUGUACCCCAAGUGAAACCAAAUUUCUAUUGGGUUGGCUGAAUCCUAUUUAAGUUACUGUUUUACUCUUUUACAUUUUUUAACAAAAAAGCAAGCUGCCAAAUUUCCAUAGUUCCUCCUGACAAUGAGUUUAACUUCUUUCUCCUAAAUCUAUCCCAUCAAAAGCACAAGUCUCAACCUCCAGGCCUUGAGGGCCAAUGUUCGACAUGUUUACUAACCAUUAAAACUACUUAUUGGCUAAACAUACCUGAUCCAGGUAAGUAGCAGCAGAUGAGGCAGGAUUUCUUAAAAACCAGAAGGAUGCAAGCUCUCACAGUUUGGAGUCUGCUUGAUACCUCUGGUUUAUAUAGUUUAUUGUACUUAAAGCUAGAAAUAAAUCUAUGAUAUUAAAAAUCGAUUUUCUUAGUAAUGUUUCAAUGUUCUUAACCUAUUCCUUGAAGUUGAGUCAUAAACUUAAAAUCUUAAGAAGAUUUUAAGUCCAGUUGCUGACUCAACUUCAAAACAAUGCCACCUGGAUGAAUAAGAACUCUCACUGAAAUUUUAGUAAUUUUAGUUAUUCCUAUAAAAAUAAAUUUCUCUACAUUUUGAGGUAUUUUUCUUUUCAAUUCUUAACUUCAAUGCAGUAAUGAAACUUACGAAAUACAAAGAUAGUUUUGUUUAUCUUUUCAGCCACUCCCUAUUGGUGAUAGAUUUAUAUCAUAGAUUUGGCUUCUGUUUUAAGGCCUUUUCUGACCCAACCCAACACAUUUAUGCAGACUUGAUGCCAGCACAUGGAAACUUUGGAGAGGUUAAAGCCAACCCAACCCUGCUUAACUUUGGAGAUCAAACAAGAAGAGGUGUGUCCACGGUGGCAAAAACAAUUGCUUUAUUGACUUCUUCUCUUCUGGAGAUCAGGUUCUGUCUUUAGUGUCGAUUACACAACACCGACCCAAAAAGAACAACAAAACAUAGAGACACGUGUAGAAUCGGUCAUGUAGCGUCAUAGAUGGCUAAAAAAAAAAAAAAAGAUCUUUGCAACAACACAGACCUGUACUGUUUUUGGUUGAACAAUAAAAAAAUAUAUAAAAACUGUGUUUUGUAAUUCAAGCUACUUUCACAUAAAGUCUCAAAUCAUCUGGAAAAAUCGUGAAGUUCCAAAUACUGUUCACUAGGGGGAGCUAUUUCCUUACCAAGCAAGGAAAAAUGUGUUAAGUAGAAACUAGGCUAGCAAGCUAAUCUUUUUUUAUUUUUUAUUUUUUAGAAAACAGUAAAUAAUGCUCCUACCAUUCAAUAAAUCAAAUUUAGCUUAAUAAACAUUUUGAAACAGUUUCGUGAUUCUUCCUUCAUUUACUGCCAUCAGAUUUUGGGUUUGUUUUUUUUUUUUUUCCAAUUAAUAUUACUCAUGUUUUGACUACACCACCUUAUGUAUAGUGAGGUGUGGUUUCAACUGGUCUGAAGCUGGGUUAACGUAACAAUGCAUUAUGACAAUAACAAAGUAUAAAAGAAUAACCUAGUAAAAAGCCUUCAUGUAACAUAGUAUAAAAGUAUAAAAAAAAACACUUAUAUUAACCCCUAUUAGUAUGAUUAUGAUGUAACAAAAACUAACAGUCAGGUGAUCAUCUUGCUCUUUCAUGAACAUUUUUACAGACAUGGGAUUGAAAUAGUGUCAUUAAAUUGCUGGUGUUACCUUUCAGCAAUUCAAGUUAAGCUGAAGUGUCAAAUAUUUUUAAUCAUUUUAGACUCUUUGGAGCUGUCAAUUACAAAUUUUGUUUCCUGUGAGUCUGAUGUAGAACGGGUUUUCCUUAUUUUUCUUCCUCAUUACUAUACAGAAGUUGUCGUAGUCGUCUCAUGUAGUACAUAGGAGUGUAGUGCUUCUGAUGGAAAUACCGUCUGUAAAACAAACAAGUCUGUUAUGUAACAUGCGUUUUUGUUUUCCUGGAUUGUACAAUAUUUCAUAUUUUGUAUAUUAAUAUUCUGUGUGUGUGCAAGUGAAAAAUUGACAUGAGUGAAUUGCUCAAUGUGUUUGACUGAUAUUCAAAGGGUUUGUGACACCCCCACACAUUCUCUACUCUCCUCAG
This is a messenger RNA of Oryzias melastigma (Indian medaka), 3660 nucleotides long. Its product is annotated as N-acetyllactosaminide beta-1,3-N-acetylglucosaminyltransferase 3-like. Gene Ontology annotation, cellular component: membrane. The transcript is spliced from 2 exons. NCBI's taxonomy places the organism in Eukaryota, Metazoa, Chordata, Actinopteri, Beloniformes, Adrianichthyidae. Gene Ontology annotation, molecular function: hexosyltransferase activity. Bases 1 to 1329 code for a protein of 442 amino acids. The record is from RefSeq and is a predicted model, not a curated record.